Neodiprion virginianus is the source of this 1455-nucleotide messenger RNA. Its product is annotated as hsp70-binding protein 1-like. The coding region runs from base 206 to 1342 and encodes 378 amino acids. NCBI's taxonomy places the organism in Eukaryota, Metazoa, Arthropoda, Insecta, Hymenoptera, Diprionidae. The record is from RefSeq and is a predicted model, not a curated record. The transcript is spliced from 5 exons.
AUGUACAUACGUCGUAAGCUCAACUCUUGCUAGAAACGUCUCCUUUUCUAGAGCUCAAUCUCGAAGCAAAUACACGAGGGAUACACGAAAAAAAUUAAUCGUGAGUUGCUUGUUUAGUCGUAUCUCUACACUUGGAUCGCGAAGGUAUGAGUCACUGUGAUUAUCUACGAGCUGAUGCUGUCUUCAUAUUCGUUCAAAUCAAUUAAUGGGUUCAUCGUUUACAAAGAAUACGAAUAAAAACAUGAACAGCAAUAAUACGUCAAGGUCAAACAGCAGCAUGGGAAGUGAAAAUAACGCAAGCAACUCCAGGCCGUUGAGCAUCCAAACAGUCAGGGCUCAGAAUGAUUCGCGACAAUCGCAUCCGCAAUCGAUGCCAACUCAACCAAGGCAGCCAUCCAAUCUACAAGGGCUGCUUCGAUUUGCCAUGGAAGCUAGGCAAGAGGAGAAUGCUUCACAGUCUUCGCAGUUCCAACCGCUGGAUCAGGAGCGACAAGCGUUCUUGAAUCAAGCGUUGUCUUCUAUGACUGUAAAUGUGAUAGAGGAACUUCAAAAGUCGAUAAAAGUGUUGUCCAGUGCAAGCGAACUCCAGCUUGAGAAUGAACCUUCCCAAUACGAUAAUGCACUGGAUGUGAUCGCAAAUUAUGUCGACAACAUGGACACUGCAAAUGACUUUUACAAAAUUGGAGGCUUCGCGAUAUUCGAACCCUGCCUUAAUUCUAAGUACAGCAGUCACAGAUGGAGGGCAGCUGACAUUAUCGCUGAGUUGACGCAAAAUAAUCCAUACUGUCAAGAAAAGGUCUUGGAGUUUGGUUUGAUGCCGACACUACUGCAUAUGGUAGACACAGACCCCUCAGAACAGACCAGAAUUAAGGCCUUAUAUGCAGUUUCUUGUUUGGUGAGGGAGAACCCAGUAUCAUUGACUCACCUGAAUGUCAAUGAUGGCUAUUCAGUUCUGCUAAGGGCAUUGCAAAGUCCAAUAGAAAAACUGCAGAUAAAAUCUGCCUUCCUGUUAUCAUCUUUAUGUAGCAAAGAUGGCAAUCCCCAUAAUUUAAAGACAACUCUUGUUAAUAUGGGUUUGAUCGAACAAGCGGCUGGUUUGCUGGCCAUGCAAGGUCUUCAUCCAGAUACAAGGGACCAGCUAUUGAGGGUACUAGCUGGAUUGGCCAAAAAUAACUACUUGCCAGCAUUGAAGGAAUGCAGAAGGCCGCAACUUUGUCUGAGGCAGACUCUAGAACGUCAUCAACGUGAACUAAGGGCAGAAGAAAGUUUCGACGAAGCUGACAUGUGUGCUCAGCUUUUAGAUCAAAUAUUUUCAGAUCAUGAGACAAAUCAGGAGAGAUAGCCGAUCUCUUGCGUGCAGCCAGAUCGAUGAUCUGCCUAACAGAGUUGUAAUUCUUGUUCAAUUGUAACACAAAAUAUGUACAAUAAACAUAAAUAUUUAUUUUUUUUCCCUUA